ACCUAAUCUAAACUGAAAAAUACAGCUAUAUGCAUACUCGUACGUAGGAAUUACGUACGCGAGUAUAUUUGAAGAAAUAUUAUCUAAUUUCUGGUCUCUCACUCUCUCGAAAUACAUGGUUAUCAUAAUAUAAUCAGCAUUGGAAUUUUCACGUAUCUUUCGUGACAAUUGUCACACAGCAGGUGAAAACAAGUGACGAUGGCAGCGUUAUUUCGCAUGAAUUGCGUGCAAAGUUUGCGCAGAGGGUUAGCUCUGAUGACACCCAAGGAGACGACGAUAUAUCGCAGGAUAGCGACAACACCGAGAUAUUACGAUAAUGGAGAUAACGCGGAGAAAACGCUUGUCAAGAAAAAGUGGGUGAGUUAUGGCUUCAGCGAGACAGACGAGGCAGAAGAUCGUCAUACCAUGCAUGCGACUAUGUUCGUCGUUAUAACUAUAGUCUUUGUGCUUGGAUUCACUGUCAUGGCUUAUCUACCCGAUGUCAGAGGCAAGGACUGGGCGCAACGAGAAGCAUAUCUGCAACUUCGUUAUAGAGAGGAACAUGGUCUUCCUCUCAUCGAUCCUAAUGUAAUCGAUCCGUCUAAAAUAACACUGCCAAGCGAUGAAGAAUUAGGUGAUACCGAGAUUAUUAUUUAAAAAGUGUGUUGACGAUGCUAAGAAUUUUGUUUGAAAUUCAAGUGUCGUUGCUCUGCCUAUCUGUGUAUCAAUUUAGUACUUGUUAUAAUGUUAAUUGAGGAUUAUGUAUUUAUAAUAAAUAUUGCUUUUACGAAUCAAAAUUUCUUUAAAAAUUAAAAAACGAACCUAUAAUUGUACAAUCUCUAUCUGUUGCAGUCCUCAAUUAAAAUAAAAUGUUUGAAUAAGUCUAUAUCUAUACUGUCAUAUUUUCUAUAUCUAUUGUUGAUAAUUAUAUAUCUAUAUAAUUAAAAAUAUGAUAUGUGGAAAGUUGAACAGUAUACACAUGUAAUACUUGUAGAAUAAAUAUCAGAAGAAUUUUGUGCUGCAAUAUAUAAU
Molecule: messenger RNA, 1011 nt
Organism: Formica exsecta
Lineage: Eukaryota; Metazoa; Arthropoda; Insecta; Hymenoptera; Formicidae
Gene: NP15.6
Product: NADH dehydrogenase [ubiquinone] 1 beta subcomplex subunit 11, mitochondrial
Exons: 1
Coding region: 199-636 (145 amino acids)
Source: RefSeq, a predicted model, not a curated record